Messenger RNA from Cynoglossus semilaevis (tongue sole), 1818 nucleotides. RefSeq names its product protein Z, vitamin K-dependent plasma glycoprotein b (gene prozb). The record is from RefSeq and is a predicted model, not a curated record. Lineage: Eukaryota; Metazoa; Chordata; Actinopteri; Pleuronectiformes; Cynoglossidae. The coding region runs from base 54 to 1571 and encodes 505 amino acids. Gene Ontology annotation, biological process: proteolysis; blood coagulation. Gene Ontology annotation, molecular function: calcium ion binding; serine-type endopeptidase activity. Gene Ontology annotation, cellular component: extracellular region. The transcript has 8 exons.
GUGUGUGUGUGGGUGUGGGUGUGUUUGAACGUGAGUGCAGUGAAAUCAGAAACAUGGCGCUCAACAUCAUGUCUGCUCUUCGUCCUGGUCGUCUAGCAUCUCUUCUGCCUCUAUGUCUCCUCAUCUCCUUCCUUCAGCUCCUCAGCCGAGGACAAGUGCUGCGUCAGGACCACAGUGUUUUCCUGAGGUCCAAGCGGAGCAACUCCUUCCUGGAGGAGAUUCUGCAGGGGAACCUGGAGAGGGAGUGCUUCGAGGAGCAGUGCAACUUUGAGGAGGCACGAGAAUGUUUUGAAAAUGAUGAACAAACGAACAGUUUCUGGACCCGUUACGUGGAUGGGAACCAGUGUGACCCAAACCCCUGCCUCCAUGGCGGAAAUUGCACAGACAAAGUGGGCGGGUUCCAUUGUUCAUGCCCCACCCCCCACUACGGACCAAUCUGUGAGCUGGAAACUGCAGCGGAGAUAAAGGAGCAGAGUAAAAACACUGUCAAUAAAGCCGUUUACAGAGAGUUGGUCAAAUGUCCGACUGAAGGCCCGACAGCAUGUCAGCAGCAAUGCACAGCCUCCCAGUUCACCUUCACCUGCUCCUGCACUGCUGGAUUCAGACUGCACAGCGAUCAGCGCAGUUGUCUGCCAGAAGUGGAGUUUCCGUGCGGUCAAAUUCCUGAAAGAUCCGGCACCUCUUCCUUGAUGUGUCAUCCUGGAAGCUGUCCCUGGCAGGUGUCCUUGCACAACAGUGAGGGGGGGGAGCCCUGUGGGGGAGUACUGCUAGAUGGUCGCACUGUCCUGACUGCUGCCAGCUGCCUCCACACCGCUAGAAGAUACAAGAUAGGACCCCAACGUCUCUCCAUUGUUGCAGGAGACCAGCAGCACUACCCUGUCCAGGAUUUGGUCAUCCAUAAUCGAUUUCGUCCAGAUCGUGAUGACCAUGACUUAGCUCUCCUCCUGCUAGCCGAGCCUGUGAUCUUUAGCCCCAUCCUUAUCCCCAUCUGCCUGCCCACCAAGGACUUCAGCGAGAACAUCCUGAUGAAUUCUGGGAGAACGGGUGUGGCCGACAGAGGGAGAAGCCGACGGAACCAGGAGUUGGUCUACAUGACGCUGGACGACUGCCGCAGUGAGUUAGAGGUAUCACAGUCGCUCAGCAACAAAAUGUUUUGCAUGAGGAAGCAGGCACCAAAUCUCCAUCCUCCAGCUGUGGGAAGGCAGAUUCAACAGCUCCCCACGGCGUACCACAACGACACCUACGACAGGAGGAGCAACCAAACUACUGCAAACGAAAACCACGGUUCACAGAGGAACAGAGCGAUGACAUCAAAGGUUGGAAACCAGGGGACAUUGGUUUCUGGGAGUGUUCUGAGGCCAGACGGUGGAGGAAGGUCAUGUUCUGGACCACUGCCUGGAUCACCAGUUGCCACGGUGGAACACGGGACAGCCUUCCUGACCGGUAUACUGAUGUCAACAACAGCAGGCUGCGACGGCCUGGUGUUCACCAAACUCUCCCGCUACCUGAACUGGAUCAGACCUAGACUAGAGGCAGCAGAAGGGCGUACGACACCAAACUCUGACAUUUAAAUGCUUCCUUUCAACCAAAGAAUAGGUUGCAUAGAAUAGUGCAGUUGCGGGACUGUUAGUAAAAACACUCAAUAUUGAACUCAAUAUUACAAUUUGAUUUAAGGAAACAUUAGCAUUGGAUUGAUCAUAGUUUUAAACUUUUCUGUCAACACAAAUUGAAAUGUUUAUAAAUUAUAUUGGGAUGAAUGGAGAGUUCAGCUCCCCCUUGAGGCACUUUUGAAUAAAUCACUAUGAUUACAUUUCCACA